CAUUCAGCAGCACACAACAAAGACAGAGAGACAACAGAACCAGCUUUCAUAUUGAAGCAGACACAAAAAUGAAGAUGCCACAGCUUCUCAUCUUCCUGUUGACCCUUUUGGUGCACAUAGCUGCUGGCUUCCCCACAGACAGAAGAGCUCGGCAGAGCCGGGAGAAACACGCCUCCUGGGAUGAAGUGAACGUGGUGGCUCACGGCCUCCUGCAGCUGGGCCAGGGUCUGAAGGAGCACGUGGACAAGACCAAAGCCCAGAUGAGAGACGUCAACGCGAAACUCAAAGCCUUCAACGGCACAGUGGCCGAACUGGAGAGGAAGCAGCAGGAGCAAGAUGAAGCUCUGAGGGCAAAGAGCGAAAAGGUGGAGGAGAGGGAGAGAAUGGUGGUAGAGCAGGCUGAGGAGGUGAAGGUGAAGGUGGAGGCGGUGGAGAAGCAGAGCGAGGACAUCCACUCCAGAAUGGACAGACUGGAGGAGAAGGUGGAUGCGGUGCUAACAGAGCCGACACUGGACAACAACAGUGAACACACAGGAGUCCCAUUUAUCCAGAGGCUGGUGGCAGCUCAGAACCGACGUAUUGACCAGCUGGUGGAGAAAAUCAAGCAACAGCAAGACAAACUAGAAAAGCAGAGUCUGCACCUGCAAGUACUGCAGAGCAAGGUUGCACAUAAGAGAGUAAAAUCACACAGACGGAGAGACGAAGAGAUGGCACUGAGGGGAGAGGCAGAGGAGAGCAAAAGCACAUCAGGUUUGGCCAGAGACUGUCAUAAUCUGUUCAUACAAGGGCAGCGAGCCAGCGGCAUCUACACAAUCCAACCAGAGGGCUCCCAGCCCUUCAACGUCCUCUGUGAAAUGACUUCAGAAGGUGGAUGGACGGUCAUCCAGAAACGUCACGAUGGUUCCCAGAACUUCAAUCAGCUGUGGGAAAGCUAUAAGGAAGGCUUCGGCAGCCUGAAUGGUGAGUUUUGGUUGGGCUUGGAGAACAUCCACACUCUCGCCAAACAAGGCCAGUACAUCCUGCAGGUUGAGCUCUCUGAUUGGGCGGGACACCAGCCUGUGGCUCGUUAUGGAUUCCAGCUUGAAGGAGAAGAGAAGUUGUUCACACUCCACCUGCAGCACGGGCCUUCAUCUGGCGCUCAGGAGAAAAUAAUGAUGACUGGUGGUCCUGGGCUUCCUUUUUCCACAGCCGACAGAGACAACGACCUCGCUGCAGACGUCAACUGUGCUGAACUGCUCUCAGGUGGUUGGUGGUUCAGUAGUUGUGGUGAGUCAAACCUCAACGGCAGAUACCCCAGAAGGCCGAGUCUGCUCCGGCGACAGCAGCGAGGGAUGUUUUGGACUUCCACAAACGGACAAAACACCUCAGUGAGGACCACUCUUCUGAAGAUCGCACCCGUCACAAUAAAGCUAUAAGCAGAUCAGUCUCCAAAAGGACAAACAGCAGAGGAAACUACAAAGCAAAACUGAAGGCAUCACAUUGCUAAUUCCAACACGCACAUUAUUGAUCUCUCCUGAUCACUCACUGGAUCCUGAUAUUUCUAUGCUAUGCCAUACGAUCAUCUCAGUCAUAUUGACUGUUGUAAAUGUAUUCCCUUUAUAAGGGUUUUACUGCUUAAUCUUAUUUCGCAAUACUUGCUGUGUUUUCUAAAUAAUUCUACUUUCAUAAUUGUAUUAUGUAUGUUAUUUUCAACAUGUACACACUUUAAACUUUUUAUAUUUCAUUUAUAUGAAAUGGAUGAAAAUAAAGUUGUUAAAAAGG
This is a messenger RNA of Micropterus salmoides (largemouth bass), 1761 nucleotides long. RefSeq names its product angiopoietin-related protein 4-like. Lineage: Eukaryota; Metazoa; Chordata; Actinopteri; Centrarchiformes; Centrarchidae. The transcript has 7 exons. The record is from RefSeq and is a predicted model, not a curated record. Gene Ontology annotation, biological process: triglyceride homeostasis. Gene Ontology annotation, molecular function: enzyme inhibitor activity. The coding region runs from base 69 to 1415 and encodes 448 amino acids.